Oenanthe melanoleuca is the source of this 2164-nucleotide messenger RNA. It is a transcript of the gene MED20, whose product is annotated as mediator complex subunit 20. The record is from RefSeq and is a predicted model, not a curated record. Bases 61 to 696 code for a protein of 211 amino acids. Gene Ontology annotation, biological process: regulation of transcription by RNA polymerase II. The transcript is spliced from 4 exons. Lineage: Eukaryota; Metazoa; Chordata; Aves; Passeriformes; Muscicapidae. Gene Ontology annotation, molecular function: transcription coactivator activity. Gene Ontology annotation, cellular component: mediator complex.
UCCGGGCCGGCCCCGCCUCUUCCCGGCGCCACCGGACCCGCCCGUUCCGGCACCGGCACCAUGGGGGUCACCUGCGUGUCGCAGGUGCCGGUGGCCGAGGGCAAGAGCGUGCAGCAGACGGUGGAGCUGCUGGCGCGGCGGCUGGAGGCGCUGGGCGCGGACAAGCAGGGCACGUUCGGCGUGGACUGCGAGACCUACCACACCGCGGCCACCCUCGGCACGCAGGGGCAGACGGGGAAGCUGAUGUACGUCAUGCACAACUCCGAGUACCCCCUGAGCUGCUUCGCCCUCUUCGAGAACGGGCCCUGCCUCGUGGCUGAUGCCAACUUUGACACCCUCAUGGUCAAGCUCAAGGGCUUCUUCCAGAACGCCAAGGCCAACAAGAUCGAGAGCCGCGGCACCCGCUACCAGUACUGCGACUUCCUGGUGAAGCUGGGCACCGUCACCAUGGGCCCCAGCGCCAGGGGCAUCUCCGUGGAGGUGGAGUACUGCCCCUGUGUGAUCCCCAACGACUGCUGGAACCUGCUGAUGGAGUUCAUGCAGAGCUUCAUGGGCAGCCACACGCCCGGGAUCCCGUCGGUGUUCGGCUCCAAGCACGACAGCACCUACAGCCCCGGGGACACCAUGGUGCAGUACAUGGAGCUCUUCAACAAGAUCCGCAAGCAGCAGCAGGUGCCCGUGGCUGGCAUCAGGUGAAAAAAUUCCUGCAGCUCCUGCACUCCAAAGUGUGCCACAGGCAGCACCAGGAUUGGUUUUUUCAUCUCUCCUGAUUUUUCCCAGUUUUUCGGAGUUUUCCGCUGUCGCGAGAGUCGUGCGCGGUUUGGGAUUAUUGGUUUUUGGGAUUAUUGGAUCCAUGGUUUCGUGGUUUUAUGGACAGGGAAAAAAAAUUCCAGCAGAGCUGCUGUGGUUACAAACAGCUACAGAAGAAAUCGCCUGAAUUUCUAUUUUUUGUCUUUUUUUUUUUUUCAAAUUUUUUCCUAUUUUUUCUAUUUUGGUGUUUUGCUGUAUUCCAUCCCAAUAAAAUGCUGGAUUUUGGGAGGAGUUGUCCUUCACAGUGAGGGUUGUGCUGGUUUGUGUUGCUACAAGUGUUUUAUGCCCCCAAAGAAAACAUUUCCCUGGGGAAAAAAAAUCCAGGAAUUCUCACAUUUUCCUGUUCUUACCUUGCCUUCAUCUUCUGUAGCUGAUGGGAAUGUCAAAAUCUGCUGCCUCUCACUGAAGGCUCUGGAUAAAUUAAAAAAUAAAAGAAAUAAGCCUGGCAGGACUUAGAGAGAAUUCCAGCUGCUUUACCCCAUUGUUUUUAAGGUAGGUAAUAAAUAUCCUGUCCCUGCAUACCAUUUGAGGAAUCCUGAUGGCUCCAGAUUCAAUGGAAUGAGGAAGGAUUUGGGCAACAAGAGCCAAAAAUUCAUUGUAAGACAUAGUAUCACUUAAAUAUAUUUUUUCCUUCAUAUUUCUGGGAAGACACCAGCAUUCCAGAAAAAAUAUUGUUGGUUCCUUGCCCAUACAAGCCUGAAGAGCAAAGAAAAUAAUUUGUCUUAAAUAGGUUUUGGUUUUUGUUUGGUUUUUUUUCUGAAGCAAAAAGGAAAAAAGCAGCUGAUUUGUGGCUUGAUUUUCUGGCUGAGAACUGUUUUAUUUUUAAAUAUGAUUUUCUGAUAAUCAUGUAUACCUGCAAACCUAAUUAACUGUUAAGAGUGCUCAGAGCUCUUAGUUUAAAUUUAAUAAAUUUAAUCAGCACAGGGCCCAAAAAGAAGUGGUUCAUGAGCCACAAGAAAUGGCACAAUGUCCCCUAAGUGUGGUAGAAAAUCCAUUGUGCUGAAUAUACUGAAUUUUUUGCAGCUUUUAGCCCCAAGUUCAUGACUUGUGAAUUGUUCAGUGGUGAAAACUCACUGUCUUCCACGUAGUUAAACUGGGGAAACUCAGGGAAACAAACUGGGAUUUGUAGGGAUGGUUAUCCCUGUCCUGUUUCCUAUUACAAGCCUUAAGGUUAAAAAAAAAAAAAAACCUCUUAAUGAGCAGAUUAGUCACGGUGAAUGUUGGUAAUGCUUUGUUAAAUCCUGAGGCUGCUCCCUAAGCAGAGAUGUCAAAACUCUGCCUAAAAAUCCAUGGAAGUGUGUGCUGGAAUCCCUGGGGAUUUUAUUAAUUUUAUUAAUGCAUUGUGCUGUUCCUG